Molecule: messenger RNA, 9110 nt
Organism: Athene cunicularia (burrowing owl)
Lineage: Eukaryota; Metazoa; Chordata; Aves; Strigiformes; Strigidae
Gene: ACACA
Product: acetyl-CoA carboxylase alpha
Biological process (GO): fatty acid biosynthetic process
Molecular function (GO): acetyl-CoA carboxylase activity; metal ion binding; ATP binding
Source: RefSeq, a predicted model, not a curated record
UUUCCUGAUCUGGGAACUCACUUCCAGUUCUGGUGUAGUUCGUUUUGGAAGUGGAUAACUGCUCAGAUUGCAAGAAUAACAAGAGUGCUGAGGGCCCAAUUUGUAGGAGCCAUGGAAGAGUCUUCUCAACCCACUAAACCCCUGGAGAUGAACCCUCACUCUCGCUUUAUUAUUGGCUCUGUGUCAGAGGAUAACUCAGAAGAUGAGACAAGCUCCUUGGUGAAACUUGAUCUGCUAGAGGAGAAAGAGAGGUCUUUGUCACCUGUAUCUGUCUGCUCGGAUUCCCUCUCAGAUCUGGGACUUCCUAACGCUCAAGAUGGCCUGGCAAGCCAUAUGAGGCCCAGUAUGUCUGGUUUACACCUUGUAAAGCAAGGCCGGGACAGGAAGAAAGUUGAUGUGCAGCGGGAUUUCACUGUGGCUUCUCCAGCAGAAUUUGUCACUCGUUUUGGAGGGAAUAAAGUUAUUGAAAAGGUCCUGAUAGCAAAUAAUGGCAUUGCAGCAGUGAAAUGCAUGAGGUCCAUCCGACGCUGGUCCUAUGAGAUGUUUCGAAAUGAGCGGGCAAUCAGAUUUGUUGUCAUGGUGACUCCUGAGGAUCUGAAAGCAAAUGCAGAAUAUAUUAAAAUGGCAGAUCACUACGUCCCGGUUCCGGGAGGACCGAACAACAACAACUAUGCAAAUGUGGAACUCAUUCUUGAUAUUGCUAAGCGGAUUCCAGUGCAGGCUGUGUGGGCUGGCUGGGGCCAUGCAUCUGAGAACCCUAAACUACCAGAACUUCUCCACAAAAAUGGAAUUGCUUUCAUGGGUCCUCCGAGCCAAGCGAUGUGGGCCUUAGGAGAUAAAAUCGCAUCUUCAAUAGUGGCUCAGACUGCUGGCAUCCCAACUCUUCCUUGGAGUGGCAGUGGUCUUCGAGUGGACUGGCAGGAAAAUGAUCUUCAGAAGCGCAUCUUGAAUGUUCCUCAGGAACUAUAUGAAAAAGGCUACGUGAAGGACGCAGAUGAUGGGCUGCGGGCUGCUGAAGAGGUUGGCUACCCUGUCAUGAUCAAGGCUUCUGAAGGAGGAGGAGGAAAAGGAAUUAGGAAAGUUAACAAUGCAGAUGACUUCCCCAAUCUAUUUAGACAGGUUCAGACUGAAGUCCCCGGCUCACCGAUCUUUGUGAUGAGACUGGCCAAGCAGUCCCGCCACCUGGAGGUGCAGAUCCUGGCAGACCAGUACGGCAACGCCAUCUCUCUCUUCGGCCGGGACUGCUCCGUGCAGCGCAGGCACCAGAAGAUUAUCGAGGAAGCACCUGCUUCUAUUGCGACUUCCGUGGUGUUUGAGCACAUGGAACAGUGUGCGGUGAAGCUUGCCAAGAUGGUGGGAUAUGUGAGCGCGGGCACUGUGGAAUACCUGUACAGCCAGGAUGGCAGUUUCUACUUUCUGGAGCUGAACCCCCGCCUGCAAGUGGAGCACCCCUGCACGGAGAUGGUCGCUGACGUUAAUCUGCCGGCAGCGCAGCUCCAGAUUGCCAUGGGGAUUCCCCUCCACAGGAUCAAGGAUAUCCGAGUGAUGUAUGGUGUUUCUCCAUGGGGAGAUGCCUCGAUUGAUUUUGAGAAUUCGGCCCAUGUCCCCUGUCCCCGUGGCCACGUCAUCGCUGCACGUAUCACCAGUGAGAAUCCUGAUGAGGGAUUUAAGCCCAGUUCUGGUACAGUUCAGGAGCUGAAUUUCCGCAGCAAUAAGAAUGUCUGGGGCUAUUUCAGUGUUGCUGCUGCAGGAGGGCUUCAUGAAUUUGCUGAUUCUCAGUUUGGUCACUGCUUCUCUUGGGGAGAAAAUCGUGAAGAAGCCAUCUCAAACAUGGUGGUGGCUUUGAAGGAGCUGUCCAUCCGAGGGGAUUUCCGAACCACUGUUGAGUACUUGAUUAAACUGUUGGAAACAGAAAGCUUCCAGCAGAACCGCAUUGACACUGGCUGGUUGGAUCGGCUCAUUGCUGAGAAAGUUCAGGCAGAAAGGCCUGAUACCAUGCUGGGAGUGGUGUGUGGAGCUCUGCACGUGGCUGAUGUGAGCUUCCGAAACAGUGUCUCAAACUUCCUGCACUCUCUGGAAAGGGGCCAGGUCCUGCCUGCUCAUACUCUGCUAAACACUGUGGAUGUGGAGCUCAUCUAUGAAGGACGGAAGUACGUGCUGAAGGUGACCCGGCAGUCCCCCAACUCCUAUGUGGUCAUCAUGAACAGCUCGUGUGUGGAAGUUGAUGUGCACCGGCUGAGCGACGGGGGGCUGCUCCUGUCUUAUGAUGGAAGCAGCUAUACUACCUACAUGAAAGAAGAAGUGGACAGGUAUCGCAUCACUAUCGGUAACAAGACCUGUGUGUUUGAAAAGGAGAAUGAUCCCUCCAUUCUGCGCUCACCUUCGGCUGGGAAGCUCAUCCAGUAUGUGGUGGAGGAUGGGGGACACGUGUUUGCAGGCCAGUGCUUUGCAGAAAUAGAGGUGAUGAAAAUGGUGAUGACACUAACAGCAGGAGAAUCGGGCUGCAUCCAUUAUGUCAAACGCCCAGGGGCAGUGUUGGAUCCAGGCUGUGUGAUUGCCAAGCUCCAGCUGGAUGAUCCCAGCAGGGUUCAGCAGGCUGAGCUGCACACGGGGACCUUGCCGCAGAUCCAGAGCACAGCGCUUCGAGGCGAGAAGCUCCAUCGCAUCUUCCAUUAUGUCCUAGAUAACCUGGUCAAUGUGAUGAAUGGAUUCUGCCUGCCAGAGCCCUACUUCAGCAACAAGGUGAAAGGCUGGGUUGAGCGACUGAUGAAGACUCUGAGAGAUCCAUCUUUGCCUCUGCUGGAGCUUCAGGACAUCAUGACCAGUGUUUCUGGACGGAUCCCACCCAAUGUAGAGAAGUCCAUCAAGAAGGAGAUGGCCCAGUAUGCCAGCAACAUCACGUCAGUCCUCUGCCAGUUUCCCAGCCAACAGAUUGCCAAUAUCUUGGACAGCCACGCAGCCACCCUGAACCGCAAAUCAGAGCGUGAGGUCUUCUUCAUGAACACCCAGAGCAUUGUGCAGCUUGUACAGAGGUACCGGAGUGGUAUUCGGGGUCACAUGAAAGCAGUGGUGAUGGAUCUGCUCCGUCAGUAUCUGAAGGUGGAGACUCAGUUUCAGCAUGGUCACUAUGACAAGUGCGUCUUUACCCUUCGGGAAGAGAAUAAAAGUGAUAUGAAUGCUGUGUUGAACUACAUCUUCUCACAUGCUCAGGUCACCAAGAAGAACCUGCUUGUUACGAUGCUCAUUGACCAGCUAUGUGGCCGUGACCCCACCUUGACAGAUGAGCUGAUUAAUAUUCUGACAGAGCUGACCCAGCUCAGCAAGACGACCAACGCUAAAGUGGCCCUGCGGGCGCGGCAGGUUCUCAUUGCUUCCCAUCUGCCAUCCUACGAGCUGCGUCACAACCAGGUGGAGUCCAUCUUCCUGUCCGCUAUUGACAUGUACGGACACCAGUUCUGCAUCGAGAACCUGCAGAAACUCAUUUUGUCUGAGACAUCCAUCUUUGAUGUGCUACCCAACUUUUUCUACCACAGUAACCAGGUGGUAAGAAUGGCAGCUUUGGAGGUGUACGUUCGAAGGGCCUAUAUCGCCUACGAGUUAAACAGCGUCCAGCAUCGCCAGCUGAAGGAUAACACUUGUGUGGUGGAGUUCCAGUUCAUGCUGCCUACCUCCCAUCCAAACAGAGGGAACAUCCCCACGCUAAACAGAAUGUCCUUCUCUUCCAACCUCAAUCACUACGGGAUGGUCCAUGUAGCUAGCGUGAGUGAUGUACUGCUAGACAAUUCCUUCACUCCGCCGUGCCAGCGGAUGGGUGGAAUGGUCUCCUUCCGCACAUUUGAAGAUUUUGUCAGAAUCUUUGAUGAAGUGAUGGGUUGCUUCUGCGACUCUCCUCCCCAGAGCCCAACCUUCCCCGAAGCUGGCCAUGCUUCCUUGUAUGAUGAAGACAAGACUGCCCGCGAGGAGCCCAUUCACAUUCUUAAUGUUGCUAUUAAAACAGACAGUGAUGUUGAUGAUGAUGGACUGGCAGCCAUGUUCAGAGAGUUCACGCAAAGCAAGAAAUCAGUCCUGAUUGAACAUGGGAUUCGGAGGCUGACUUUCCUUGUAGCACAAAAGGACUUCAGGAAACAGGUCAACUAUGAGGUGGAUCAGAGAUUUCAUAGGGAAUUUCCAAAGUUCUUCACGUUCCGUGCCCGGGAUAAGUUUGAGGAAGACAGGAUUUACCGUCACCUGGAGCCAGCUCUGGCUUUUCAGCUAGAGCUGAACCGAAUGCGAAACUUCGAUCUCACUGCCAUUCCAUGUGCCAAUCACAAAAUGCAUCUCUACCUGGGAGCAGCUAAAGUGGAAGUGGGCACAGAGGUGACAGACUACAGGUUCUUCGUGAGGGCCAUUAUAAGGCACUCAGAUCUGGUUACCAAGGAAGCCUCCUUUGAGUACCUGCAAAAUGAGGGAGAACGAUUGCUUCUGGAAGCCAUGGACGAGUUGGAGGUGGCGUUUAAUAACACCAACGUGCGCACUGACUGCAAUCACAUCUUCUUAAAUUUCGUGCCUACUGUCAUCAUGGACCCGUCUAAGAUCGAAGAAUCCGUGCGGAGCAUGGUGAUGCGCUACGGGAGUCGCCUGUGGAAGCUGCGCGUCCUCCAAGCCGAGCUGAAGAUCAACAUCCGUUUGACACCGACCGGGAAGGCGAUUCCCAUUCGGCUCUUCCUGACCAACGAGUCGGGCUAUUAUUUGGACAUCAGCCUGUACAAGGAAGUGACAGACUCCAGAACAGCACAGAUUAUGUUCCAGGCAUAUGGGGAUAAACAGGGGCUUCAUGGGAUGCUGAUCAAUACCCCGUAUGUGACCAAAGACCUGCUGCAGUCCAAGAGAUUCCAGGCACAGUCUUUAGGAACAUCCUAUGUCUAUGACAUUCCCGAGAUGUUUCGGCAGUCUUUGAUUAAACUCUGGGAUUCUAUGAAUGAACAUGCAUUCCUGCCCACGCCGCCGCUGCCUUCCGACAUACUAACGUACACUGAAUUGGUGCUGGAUGAUCAGGGCCAGCUCGUGCACAUGAACAGGCUGCCAGGAGGAAAUGAGAUUGGGAUGGUGGCUUGGAAGAUGACUCUGAAGACCCCCGAGUACCCAGAGGGCCGGGAUAUCAUUGUCAUUGGCAAUGACAUUACAUACCGAAUCGGUUCCUUUGGGCCUCAAGAGGAUGUGCUGUUCCUCAGGGCUUCAGAGCUUGCUCGAACACAUGGCAUCCCCCGUAUCUAUGUGGCUGCCAACAGUGGAGCCAGGAUUGGUUUGGCUGAGGAGAUUCGGCACAUGUUCCAUGUAGCUUGGGAAGACCCAGAUGACCCAUACAAGGGAUACAAAUACUUGUACCUGACUCCUCAAGACUAUAAGAAAGUCAGUGCCCUGAACUCAGUUCACUGUGAACAUGUGGAGGACAACGGAGAGUCCAGGUAUAAGAUAACAGAUAUUAUCGGAAAGGAAGACGGACUUGGAAUAGAGAACCUCAGAGGAUCUGGCAUGAUUGCUGGAGAAUCAUCUUUAGCCUAUGAGAGUAUUAUCACCAUCAACUUGGUUACAUGUCGGGCAAUUGGAAUUGGGGCUUACCUUGUUCGGCUAGGUCAGAGGACUAUCCAGGUUGAGAACUCUCAUAUAAUCCUGACUGGCUGUGGAGCUCUCAACAAAGUGCUUGGACGGGAAGUUUAUACCUCCAACAACCAGCUGGGCGGGAUCCAGAUAAUGCACAACAACGGAGUGACGCACAGCACCGUGUGUGAUGAUUUUGAAGGAGUCUACACUAUUCUGCAGUGGCUUUCCUACAUGCCAAAGAGUGUAUACAGCCCUGUUCCUAUCCUCAAAGUCAAGGAUCCUAUAGACAGAACCAUAGAGUUUGUUCCGACCAAGACUCCCUACGAUCCUCGCUGGAUGCUGACUGGACGCCCAAACCCAAGUCAAAAAGGACAGUGGCUAAGUGGUUUCUUUGAUAAUGGCUCGUUCCUGGAGAUCAUGCAGCCCUGGGCGCAGACAGUGGUGGUCGGUAGAGCAAGGCUGGGAGGAAUACCUGUAGGAGUAGUUGCCGUAGAAACAAGAACGGUGGAGCUCAGCAUCCCUGCUGAUCCUGCAAACCUGGACUCUGAGGCCAAGAUAAUCCAGCAGGCUGGUCAGGUGUGGUUCCCUGACUCUGCCUUUAAGACUGCUCAGGCUAUUAACGACUUCAACAGAGAAGGGCUGCCUCUGAUGGUCUUUGCUAACUGGAGAGGCUUCUCUGGCGGAAUGAAAGACAUGUAUGACCAAGUGCUCAAGUUUGGUGCCUACAUUGUGGACGGCCUGAGAGAGUAUCGUCAACCCGUGCUUAUUUACAUCCCACCGCAGGCGGAGCUGAGGGGAGGGUCCUGGGCAGUGAUUGACCCCACCAUUAAUCCCCGUCACAUGGAGAUGUACGCGGACCGCGAGAGCAGAGGAGGAAUCCUGGAACCGGAGGGGACGGUAGAAAUCAAAUUCCGCAGGAAGGAUCUGGUGAAGACGAUGAGGCGAGUGGACCCCAUCUACAUCCGCCUGGCGGAGCGGCUGGGUACCCCCGAGCUGAGCCCUGCUGACCGAAAAGAGCUGGAGACCAAGCUCAAGGAGCGGGAGGAAUUCCUGAGUCCCAUUUACCACCAGGUAGCCAUGCAGUUUGCUGACUUGCACGACACGCCGGGGCGGAUGCAGGAGAAGGGUGUCAUAACUGACAUUCUAGACUGGAAAACUUCCCGUACCUUCUUCUACUGGAGAUUAAGACGUCUUCUUCUAGAAGAUGUGGUAAAAAAGAAGAUCCAUGAUGCCAAUCCUGAGCUGACGGACGGGCAGAUCCAGGCUAUGCUGAGACGCUGGUUUGUGGAAGUGGAAGGGACAGUGAAGGCCUACCUGUGGGACAGCAACAAGGACCUGGUGGAGUGGCUGGAGAAACAGCUGACGGAGGAAGAAGGCAUUCGCUCGGUUGUGGAUGAAAACAUCAAAUACAUCUCGAGGGACUACAUCCUCAAACAGAUCCGGAGCCUGGUCCAGGCCAAUCCCGAGGUUGCCAUGGAUUCCAUCGUGCACAUGACCCAGCAUAUAUCACCCACCCAGCGAGCCGAGAUCGUGCGGAUCCUCUCCACAAUGGACUCGCCUUCUUCAACGUAAGAGCAUCGAUCUCCCACAUUCCCCCCUGCCCGGUACAGUGGAGGGGUGAAAAAAAAAAAAAAAGGAAAAAAAAAAAAGAAAAAAGCUCAGAAUUGCCCUUUGUCUGCUCGACUGUGACCACUGUACCGAGACCGGGAGGCUCAGGGAAACGCUGGAAGAGUGACAUUUUUAUUUUUUCAAAUCAGACUGACCAGAGGAAGUGUGCUCUUUGGCCAGAGACACGAGGAAAAUGUAUAAACACAAGCGCCUGCGGAACUGAGUUACAGCUGUCUAACUGUACCUUAUUUAUUUAACAAAGCGUGACUGGACCAACGCACCGGUCGGCUGCUCGGAAGCGCUACAGCCAGGCAAUGACGGGUGCUGCGGCACCGUGAGGUCUCGGCGUCGCAAAGCAGGGGCUCCUUUAAAUUCCACCCCUGCGCCCCCACCUGCUUCCCCGCCCGCUCCCAGCAGCUCUGUGCUGACGAGUGCCAACGUCACGCCCUGCGAGAGCGUUGCCGAGGACGGGCGCUGCCUCCCAGGAGCAGGUGGGAGCCCAAGAUCCUCCCGCCUGGCAGCCUGUGGUUGAGGGGAGCCCGUGGCUGGGCUCUGUAUUUCAAACCUCACUUGGUAAUAGAGGAAAAACAAUCCAGGAUUUAGGCUGGGGUGGCCAGGGCUGGCCCCACGCCGGCGGUGGGGGAGGCUCCCGGGCGUCCCAGGACUGUGGAGGUGUUGGGGCGGGGUUUUGGAGGCUGAAUCCCACCCGCUUUGCCUCGGUGCCCAGUUCCUUUAGAGCGGGUCGGCAACGCGUGCGAGAGGCCCUUCGAGGAGGAGGUGAAAGAGGAGACCAGACCGCGGCUGCUGGGUCAGUUCUGCACCUCCUUCCCUACUCUGUUUGGAGGGAUGACAGACAUGGGCAGCCCCCACUGUGCCAUAAACUUCCCGUGAGCAGGUGCCUGGAGCAGGACGGAGCCGCAGCCUGGCAGGGUACGGGCAGGGAAAGGGCAGAGUCAGAUACACCAGCGGGGUUAGAACGGCGGCAGGACCUUGCCCAACGCCUCCCAGCAAAGCUUUUCUCCGUCACCCAGUGCUGGCUCGAGCGGAGCUGCCUGCGCUUGGCUGGGGAAGGCACCACCGUUCCUGGCCUGGGAAGACGGAAAUAGAAGUUAUUUUGGGUGAUCCCGUUCCAAUGGUCCCUUUUUGAAGCCGGUCGGGACUAAAACCCGCUCCAUGGGAGGGGGGCGCAGCGCCGGCCCUGAGCCAGGCCUGAGCUGUCACCACCAGCUGACCCCGGCCCAGUCUCUGGCUUAUUUCUAAGCUUUUUUAUUUUCAUGGGCCUCCUGACAGUACUAAAAAAUCAGAGAAGCUGGAGGGAGGCACGGUCAACCCCCAGUACACAGGUACUGUUACAGAAGUUGGUCUAAGCAGAGCUGGAGGGCUCACACCAAUGAUUGUCUUAAAAGUAUUUCAGAUUUCACAAUUCCUCUUGCAGUACAGCAGGAAUGGGAUGUGUUUACGAGAAUGAAUUAACGAUGCUGCCAGUGCCUCACCCCCUUCUCUGUGUGCGGUGCCAGAGCUCCUGGAACACCCCGGGGUGCAGCGUGGGGGCUCACUGCUCCUCCCGGGGGGGCGUGCAGCAGCGGCGCAGACCUGUGGCACCUGAAGGACUAGCUUUUUCUUAAUAGUUAAGAACCCUAAUUUGAUUUAAAAGACAUUUUUGUUUUGCCUCUGGAACAACCCCCAAAGAUGGUUUUAACUUUGCCACCGUGGGCUGCAGCAGGACGGAGGAUGGCUCGGCCUGGCAGCGCCGCACGUUGGGCUCCUGUCACCAGGGUUUCCUGGGUGCUGGUGUCCCCACAAGUCCCUUUUCCAGGGCGUCCGCGGGUGCUCCGGGACCCUGCUGGGCCAGGAGCUGUCGCUGCGUCAGCGUUCCAGGCGCCGAGCCAGGCUCCGCUUCACCCGGGGGUAAAGCAGCUCCA